AUGCAUAUUCUUCUUUCAGAGACUCUGAAUAAGGUGAAAAUCUUGUUAGACGAAGUGAAUGAGGUAAAACAACUCGUAGGUGAGUAACUGCCUGCAAACACGCAUCGGGAUACCAAAUUAGGCCAAAUACCAGCCUAUCAAACCUUUGUUGCUCUCUAGCUUCUAUUUUUCUUGUACAGUCAAACCACCUCUCACGGACACCCGCUUAUUACAGACACCUCAUUAUUACGGACAGUUUGCUUUGUUGUCGGAGAAAGAAAGCCCUUACAUUUCUCUAAAUUCAACCGCUUAAUAAGGACAGCCCAUUAUUACGGACUCUUCUAAGGCUACCGCAGUGUCCGUAUUAACGGUGUUUGACUGUACUUCUACCCGAAAUCAUUUGGAGUCACGUGUUUUAAGCGGUACGGCCUGGCUUGGGCCUGAGAACGUAACGCCUUACAGGGAUCUCAUAUCUGACUAGAAUAUGGUCAUAUGGUACAAAAGACACCUUGCUGGAUGGCAAGCAAUUGCAACGCAUUGGGUCCUUGAAAAGAAAGGAUAUUAGCUUCUUUUCAGUCUUGCCCUCGUUUGCCAUCUACCCGGGCAUCUAGCACGAUGUUUUUUGCACCGUGUGAUCGUAUUCAGCAAAGGACCCUUCAUAUUAAAGAAAAAAAUGCAUUAUCUCGUAAGAAACAGAUUCUUUUAAAACGUACCAACUGCUAUUCCUGUGUUGAACAUAAAUUGUGGAAUUGUCCAUUUUGCGAAAUCAAGCUUUUAAGGUAGCUAGACAUUCGAAUUCAUCUCAUCAAAUUUUCAACGCGAAUUGCCGAGUAACUAUAUUUCAAAGCACGGUGAAUUUUGAAUAAGCUUUGAGUUCAAGUUCCAGUUCAUUUAUUCACACUUAAUCAGUUACAAUACAACAACAAUAAGAAAAAAAGAAGAAGAAGUAAAAACAGAGCUAACUGUACAUUGAAUUAAACAUAACAAAGGAAAAAAAGUGUGUUGCAGCCAAAGGAGCCAAGCUUUCGAGUAGGGCUACUACCACAGAGCGGUUACAAGUGGGUGGAGAUUAUACAGUACUUAUAAAAAACUAGUUAUGGAGUUCUGGCUAAAUUAAUCAUAUUGAAAAGGAAGGGUAUAUAAGAGUAAUGAUAACUAUUUAAAUUAAAUAAUUAAAUAAAUAGAGCUAAAUAACAGAUUAAUGCUGUUCAAGAUGCCUGACUGUCAAGUAGGAAGAGUUUAUAUUCUUUUUUUAAAACGCUUCAAAGGGAGACACUUAAUUUUCAUAGGUGUUGCUUCCCAGGUCUGUGAUGCAACUACGCUAAACCUUGCUAGGCCAUAUUAAUUAGUUCUGGAAAAUGAUCUGCACAGAUUUUGAUUAGUGGCAUACCUAGUAUUGUAAUUAUGGACAGCCGAAGCCGGUUGAGCUAAGUCAUAGAGGGCAGGAGGUGUAUCAUUUUCUUGUUUAAUAAAAGGUGGAGCAUUUCAUUCUAAAAAUUUAAAGGGUUGAUUUGAUCUCUUUUUAUAUCAAAAGCCGUGAAUCAAACGUUCGUCAAGCUCAAUACGGACCCAGUGUGUUUUGGGACAAAGGACGACGCCUAUGGUGAAUUUCAGGCUUUGAAAGGUGGCAAACUAAGGAAGGUCAAGUUGGUUCAUCUGUAUGGAUACGUUACCUGUGCUAAAGCCUCUCCCAUAUAUUGGUCUCAUUGGGGUUGUGGCCUUUUCAAAGCUGGUGGCAGUACGGAUUUCAUUAUCGUGGCCUUGACAGACGAAAGCAACAAAAUUCUUUUCCCGCCUAAAAUGUUGCGUGAAGGCGCCAACGUGCACGGUUGGGUUUUGGUUCCUGGUUACAACUCUUAUUCGCCUGAGCUUGUUAUGUCGAUUUACGACGCUCCUGUGUCCGUUACCGCUGGUCAGAAGCUGCGCUUGUGGUAUCUUGAGGAUUUGAAGAAAUCCCAUGAAUUCGAUAACCAUGGAAAAGCAUGCGCCGACAUUUACGGUGAAUUCAUGUGACUGAAUUCUACAUGCUCAUGGGGCAACUGGUAACUAAAGGGAAUAUAUGUUAUCAAUAGAAGACAACUCGGAGGCAGACAACUUUGGAAGGGCACGCACUGAUUAGUUCAGGGUGAAUUAAAUUCUUGUUUAAUUUCCAUAUGGUCUUGAUAAGUUGUAAAGCAACUAUUAAACUAA
Molecule: messenger RNA, 2169 nt
Organism: Porites evermanni
Lineage: Eukaryota; Metazoa; Cnidaria; Anthozoa; Scleractinia; Poritidae
Source: the annotation of a GenBank genome assembly